AUGUCAACUACAACCACCCCAACAACCGAAUCCCAACCGGUGACGCUUCCUCCGCCGUCUCGCGUCCCCCGCGGCGACGUGACCGUCAACCUAAACUUCUACGAGCCCCCAGCCGACCCGUCCUCGGUGCCCUUCAUCUUCGUGGACCCGCUCCCCUCGGACCCGGGGCGCAACUUCACCGACCUCGUGGUCCCGACGCGGCUGCACGACAUCCGCGGCCGGGAGUCGUCGUACAACAACCUGGACCGCGACGCCUUCGCUGUGGUGCGUGGCGUCCCGCCCUCGGCUGAGGACCGCUUCCGCGACGACGCCUCCAUCAAGGCCAACUACUACCCGGAGGUGGAGAGGCUCCUGCUGGACAGCAUCCCCGGCUCGGAGAGGGUCUACAUCUUCGACCACACCAUCCGCCGCGACGAUCCGAGCUCGGACCGCCACCCCGUGCAGUCGGUCCACAUCGACCAGACGGCUGCGUCUGCCGCGAAGCGCGUGAGGCGGUACUUUGGGGCUGACGGGGACGAGGCCGAGAGGCUGCUGGCCGGGCGGUACCGCAUCGUCAACGUCUGGAGGCCGCUGGGCGACGGUCCCGUCGAGUCUCACCCGCUCGCCUUCGCGUCCUCGGAGACGGUCGACGACGCAGACGUCGUCCCCGUCGAGCACCGUUACCGCUCCGGGUACGUCGGCCAGACCGCCGCCAUCCGCCACAACCCUGCCCAGAGGUGGUACUACCUCAGCGGCAUGACUGGCGACGAGCGCCUCCUGCUCGAGUGCUUCGACAGCGAUGCCCUCCGCCCCGGGUCUGCCGUGGCCGGUGGCAGGGUCCCGCACUCGGCUUUCGAGGAUCCGCGCACCGCGCCUGAUGCUAAGCCGCGGGAGAGCAUCGAGGUUCGUGCCCUAGUGUUUGGGCCGUGA
Molecule: messenger RNA, 909 nt
Organism: Geosmithia morbida
Lineage: Eukaryota; Fungi; Ascomycota; Sordariomycetes; Hypocreales; Bionectriaceae
Product: Methyltransferase
Exons: 1
Coding region: 1-909 (302 amino acids)
Molecular function (GO): oxidoreductase activity
Source: RefSeq, a predicted model, not a curated record